AAUCGCGUAAUGGCGGACUCAGGCCGGUGGAGUGCGGCUGGGGGCGUAGCGCGCUGAGGGGGGCGUCCGGCUGAGUAGCAGCCCGGGAAGCAGUGGGCUGGAGCGUUCUCCGUGGGGACGCGGACCGGCUGCCCAGCCCUUCAUGUCGCUGAGGGCGACUGCGCGAGGUCAGGUUUUUUUUCAUCAUUGAGAACCUCGCCUGAAGCAGGUCCACUAUGCCGUUAGUAACCAGGAACAUCGAGCCAAGGCACCUGUGCCGUCAGACGUUGCCUAGCGAUACAAGCGAGCUGGAAUGCAGGACCAACAUCACCCUGGCAAAUGUCAUCCGACAGCUGGGCAGCCUGAGUAAGUAUGCAGAGGACAUUUUCGGAGAGAUUUGUACCCAGGCAAGCGCCUUUGCCUCCCGAGUAAACUCCCUUGCUGAGCGGGUUGACCGAGUACAAGUUAAAGUCACUCAGCUGGAUCCCAAGGAAGAAGAAGUGUCACUACAAGGAAUCAACAGUCGGAAGGCCUUCAGAAGUUCUACCACCCAAGACCAGAAGCUCUUUGACAGGGACUCUCUCCCGGUGCCCGUCUUAGAGACCUAUAACAGCUGUGACGCUCCUCCCCCUCUUAACAAUCUCAGUCCUUACAGGGAUGAUGGAAAAGAGGCACUCAAAUUCUACACCAACCCCUCAUACUUCUUUGAUCUUUGGAAGGAGAAGAUGCUGCAGGACACCAAGGAUAUCAUGAAAGAGAAGAGAAAGCAUAGGAAAGAAAAGAAAGAUAAUCCAAAUAGAGGGAAUGUGAACCCACGUAAAAUCAAGACACGCAAGGAAGAGUGGGAGAAGAUGAAAAUGGGACAAGAGUUUGUGGAGUCCAAGGAGAAGCUGGGGCCUUCUGGGUAUUCGUCCGCCUUGGUGUACCAGAAUGGCAGCAUUGGCUCUGUUGAAAAUGUGGAUGCGGCCAGCUACCCACCACCACCACAGUCGGACUCUGCCUCCUCGCCUUCCCCUUCAUUCUCUGAAGACAACUUGCCUCCCCCGCCAGCAGAAUUCAGCUACCCUGCAGACAACCAAAGAGGAUCUGUCUUGGCUGGACCCAAAAGAACCAGCAUGGUCAGCCCAAGCCAUCCACCCCCAGCUCCUCCUCUGAGCUCUCCGCCAGGUCCCAAGCCUGGCUUCGCUCCUCCACCUGCCCCUCCACCUCCACCUCCCAUGAGUGUGCCACCUCCACUACCAUCGAUAGGAUUCGGGUCUCCUGGGACCCCUCCACCCCCAUCACCUCCAUCUUUCCCUCCUCACCCUGAUUUUGCUGCUCCUCCACCACCUCCCCCACCACCAGCAGCUGACUACCCAAUGCCACCACCUCCUUUGUCCCAACCUUCUGGAGGUGCUCCUCCGCCUCCUCCUCCCCCUCCCCCUCCAGGGCCCCCGCCUCUCCCCUUCAGUGGUGCCGAUGGUCAGCCUGCUGCACCACCACCACCACCCCCUUCUGAGGCCACCAAGCCCAAGUCUUCAUUGCCUGCUGUGAGUGACGCGCGUAGUGACCUGCUUUCUGCCAUCCGCCAAGGCUUUCAGCUGCGAAGGGUUGAAGAGCAACGGGAGCAAGAGAAGCGUGAUGUGGUGGGCAAUGAUGUGGCCACCAUCCUGUCCCGUCGGAUCGCUGUUGAGUACAGCGACUCGGAAGAUGAUUCUUCUGAAUUUGAUGAAGACGACUGGUCGGAUUAACUCGGCCUGCUGCCCACAUUCCUCUUUCUAGUCCUCCCACCUGCCUUCCUCCAUACAAACUACCAGUCUCAUGGGGGGAAGAAAGCAAGGGACAAAGAACUGCAAGGGGCCAAAGCCAAAGAUCUAUUCGAGUGCUUCCUUCAAAUGACCAUGUACUUCUUCCCCAUGCCUGCCUGUGGGCUCCUGAGGGUCCCCUCAGGAGCUGACCCCUCUUUCCACUUGACAGGAAGGGAGAACCCUACAGAAUCCCUUCGUUUGGGUUUCAACUGGAGAUAGUGCCUUCUUCCCCUGAUAACCAUUUUAACCCAUGGCCUUCCUCAAAACCCUUUCAUUUAGCUACUUCAAAUAAUGUUAGCCACCUCCUGUCUCACAGCAGUGGGUACAGCCUGUGUGGGCGCAGGUGGUCCCUUUUCUGUGCCCUGACAAGUAGACUGGCACACCCCUGCCCCACACUCAGCCUUCUGCAGCAGGUAGGCUUGCUUCUGUUAGCUCUGCCUGGAUGCCUUUGUUCCAGAAGGCAUGGGGCCUCUAAAGACUCUCACCAGUGAUGCACUUCUGGAGACUGAGGGUGCGGCCUUCCUCCCGUGCUCUCUCUAGAUGAGUGUCGGGUCUGGGUGUCCUUUGCAUGCCCCUCCUCACCCCAGGUGCCUUAAGACUGCACAGCCCAGUUCUAACCUGAUAUUCAUGACCAAACUAGCCCUGACACUCAGGGACCUGGACCUCUGCUGACUGUCAGGAGCAAAACUUGAAGGUUUUGCCUGGCACCGCAGGACUGGAAGAGAGAGGAACAUGUUCAGGAUACUGAGGCCAGGAUGAGAAGUGACUCUCUCAAGGUCACACAGACAGUGAUAGAACAAGAGCCCAGGCUUCCUGUUUCCAAGUCACCUGUGUUUCCUGGGACCAAAUAAUGAGCACCUGCUGGAGUCUGGGCAGAGCAGCCUGGCUCCCUUCUACCCCAGAGCUCCCAAAUGCCGGGCUUGCAUUUGGAGGGUUCAUGGCCUGUGCAGGGUGGGGGUGGGGGCUCUCCAGUGCAGCUUUAACUGCAGCCUCUCUGGUAACCGUUUAUUUCCCCUUUCUGUCUGCAGCCAGUCAUGUGGCAUGGGAGCUGUGCUGGGGAGGCAGUGUAGAGAGGAGCUGUGGGGCAGCCAGCCUUGGCAGGUGCUGUUUGCAGUUCACUGCAGCUCCCUCCCUCUUUUGUUUCCUCAAUUUAAGCAGAGGUUGUGCCAGCUGUAGAAACUUCAGUCCCUCAGGCUGGCAGCCGCUGCAGGUACCUGCCUGGGGGGGGGGGGGGUGGCGGCCAUGGAGAAGGCUGAGAGGCAGAAGGACACGGGGUCUUCAUGCCUCGCCACCUUGCUGUCCAUGGUGAUGCUGACCCACCCCCUUUACCUCCCUUCCCAGAACUGAUACGCGGGGUGCUAUUAUUCAGGAAAAAAAAACUGAGCAGCUCUGGCCAGCAGCAAGGUUUCUUCUCUACUGCCCCAACUAUUGUGUGGCCUCUUGUGCUGAAAUCGGCUUCUCUGGCUUCAGAGCCUGAAACAAAGAGAAACAGGAUCUGUCUCUACCCAGCACAGCAAAUGGUUGUAGUAAUUGCCAAAGCCCUCAUAAACCCCUCCGGCUUGAGGAGAGUGCAAUCAUGGCUCUGCCGCCUGCACUUGCUGGGUUCCUCCCCUCUGCCUCCUUUCUUGAACUCAGAGGUAGGGACUAAGCACCAGGUGCCAGCAGGCCCUCCUGCUGUGGCUACUCCAGAGUGCUCUGUCCUCUCCAUGUGUCCAUGUCCUGCCCCCCCACCCCGACCCCCCCCCCCCAAAUCCAGUGUCUGGCACAGGGUUUGGCAGUCAACUCCAUGCUGUGCAUGUUUCCCACCCCGUGCCUUAGAAGCUGAAGGUGCUUUCAUCAGAACCUUAAAAUGGCUGUUGAUGGUACCCUGGCUGCAGCCCAGCGGGGGCUGGAGAGGCAGGGGAGGGCAGUGGUCCUUCCAAAUAGAAGUCCUGGGGCCUGGCCAGGCCAGGGUUUGGGCCUAAUGGUUUUUACUAAAUUACUCCCCUCCUGCUCUCCGAGAAAGGGGAGCCAGAGCCGCUCGCUCACUGUGGUUCUGUUCCGACCUUGAAGGGGCGGUAUUGGCCUGGCUUCUGGAAUGGACAGAGUCCACCAGGAAAGANUGGGGGCGGGAGGAGCUGGGGAGGGGCCCUGUCUGUGGAAGGUAGGAUUAGAUCAUUAGCUCAGUGACCUCCUAGGGUUUCGAUGUGCUGUGUUCUCAUCCUACAGCUGGUUUGGUAAUGAUCUGCAAGUCCCGGAGAGCAACAGCACAGCUCCGCCUGACGCUCUCAUUAAAAUCCAUGCAGCCAAGCUCUGCGCUUUGUAGCAGCCGGCCUUGCAGAGACUCCUCAGCUUGGGGGGCUGGGGACCCAGUCAGCUGAGAGGUCCUCUAGGCUCUACUUAGGCAUAUGUGUACCCCCCAGGAAAAAAAAUUUUUAAGCAUGCUUCUUAAACAUGCUUCUUUAAACCUAGAGCCCUUUAAAAUAAUAAAGGACCCAGUACAGGUGGGUGUGUUUGUGGAAUCCUAUAAGCCAAGAAUACCAAGUUUAGUGACUAUUUAAACUGGGCUGAGGCUGGUAAGACUAUAAAGCAGUGGCCCAUAAGGACUCUUAAGCGUGAGGCCAAGGAGCCACGGCCCUUCCCAGUCUGCCUGGCCCAGGGGGGCUGCCCCCAUUCCUGGAGCCCAGGGGCCCAGCUUGCAAUUGCUAGUGUCAGGAGUGACUUGUAGCUUUGCCUUGGUUGUGAGAUGAUUUCAUUCCAGGGGAGGGGGCGGGGGAUCCCUUGGAGGCUCAGAGCAGCUGGCCCAAGCUGCAGCUCCUCUCCAGUGGAGGCUUGAAUGCCCUCAGAAACGACCCUGGCCAAUGUCACCGCAGAGCUGAGGCGGUGUUGUCAGGGCUAAUGUGAAAUCUCUUCCCGUGGCGCCGAUCCUCUGACUCUAUAGCGCCAGCUUGGACAGAUUGAGGUCUCUGUGGCUUUGGUGACCCUGCUUAAGCAUUCCCACCGUGUCCCUGUUCUGCGCUAGCACUGCCUCCUGCUGCAGCCCCUGACUUGACCUCAGGGCCUGGGGAGGGAAGCACCUUGCCAGGGCCAGGCGCUCCAACUCAGAUGUGUCAGCCUCUGGGGGAAGGGGGGAUUAAGCUUUGAGCUUGGCUGGUGCCCAUUUGACCUGGGACAGGUGUUACCCAGAGAGGUGCUUCUCCUGUGUUUCCUGCCUCCUAGGGCCUCCGUGAGGGCUGAGAGCAGUUCUGCUCCUGUAUUAACUUGCUUCAGUUAACUGACUUGAGAAACUAACCAAUUUUUACUUCCUGCCUAGAAUGACGUACACAUAGGAGAGAAAGCUAUCAUGUUCCCAAAGUGCCUUGUUUUCUCUGAUAUAAAUAUAUUUAUAAGGACAUAUUCCAGUAGGUUCUUGGUGUUUCCCAUAUCAAGAUUUCUGCGAGCUAAUGCAUAGAGGGAAUACUGUCUAAAAAUAGACCCUUUCCUCCCAGAGGUUGGGAGGGGGGACCUGAGCAGUGGAGUGAAGCCACACCCCACAAUUUUUUAUUUAUUUGUUUAUUUUUAGAUAGGGUUUCAGGUAGACGUGCAGGCCUUGACCUUACUAUAUAGCUGAAGAUGGCCUUGACCUCCUGACCCCUGCCUCAGCCAUGCCUGGCUAGGACAGCCAAAUUGUUGUUUCAAGUCUGCUUUCACUUGCUUCCCUGCCGGGCUUAUUGUGUGUACCGCAUUUGUACUCCCAAUAACCUGAAGAUUCCAUGUAACUAUUAUGUACGCGCAUGAAUACUUUAAAUGCCAACCUUUUCAAUCAUUUGAUAAAGUCUUUGUAGUCACUCA
Messenger RNA from Mus caroli (Ryukyu mouse), 5576 nucleotides. It is a transcript of the gene Wasf2, whose product is annotated as WASP family member 2. Gene Ontology annotation, cellular component: cytoskeleton; SCAR complex. Gene Ontology annotation, biological process: positive regulation of Arp2/3 complex-mediated actin nucleation; actin cytoskeleton organization. The record is from RefSeq and is a predicted model, not a curated record. Lineage: Eukaryota; Metazoa; Chordata; Mammalia; Rodentia; Muridae. Gene Ontology annotation, molecular function: protein kinase A regulatory subunit binding; Arp2/3 complex binding; actin binding.